This is a messenger RNA of Postia placenta MAD-698-R-SB12, 3498 nucleotides long. RefSeq lists its product as hypothetical. Gene Ontology annotation, biological process: fatty acid biosynthetic process. NCBI's taxonomy places the organism in Eukaryota, Fungi, Basidiomycota, Agaricomycetes, Polyporales, Adustoporiaceae. The record is from RefSeq and is a predicted model, not a curated record. Gene Ontology annotation, molecular function: fatty acid synthase activity; 3-oxoacyl-[acyl-carrier-protein] synthase activity. Bases 1 to 3498 code for a protein of 1165 amino acids. The transcript is spliced from 13 exons.
AUGCCUACUCCUAUCGCCAUAGUCGGAAUCUCUGCCGAGUUACCUAGCGGGACUUACUCGAAGGCGAAUCUAGAGCACAGCUCCUUCUUUGAUUUCCUGCUCAACGGCGAGGAGUCUUACGAAUGUAUGCCCGACGGUAGAUUCAACGUUGAGGCGUGGAAAGGGAACAACCGCGGCGAGAUUAGAGUCAAUGCUGGAUCAUUUCUCAAAGACAUAGACUUGUUUGACAACGUCGAAUUUGGAAUCUCUGCUAGAGACGCCCGUACCAUGGCUCCAGCGACCAGGAAGCUCGUAGAACAGUGCUUCCUGGCCCUCGUGGACUCGGGAAUUGACUACCGCAACAGAAACGUCGGGUGUUUCACCUCUGGGACGAAUCUGGAGUUGACCAACGUCGCUGACCCGGACGAAUUUGACUGUGAAGGAUCGUUCGCGGGAAACCCAUCCAUGAUAUCCAACCGCGUCUCCACCCAUCUCGAUUUACUCGGACCAUCUGUCCCAACUGAUACGGCGUGCAGCUCUUCCCUCACAGCAUUGCACUUGGCAGUGCAGUCCAUUUCAAAUGGGGAAUGUGAUGCCGCUGUCGUUGCUGGAUGUCAGCUCAACCACCGAUUUGGAAGGGCGGAAGCAUGCGUGGCGAUUGUGGUUAAGCCUCUUCAGCAGGCGAUCCAGGAUGCAGAUCAGAUCUAUGCGACGAUUUUAGCCACGGCAAUAAACUCCUCUGGCGGUGGAGCUCCUCCUGGUGCACCAGUGGCUGAAGCUCAGCGUGAUGCAAUGCGACGAGCUUUCAAGCUUGCAGAACGCAACCCACGAGAAGUGGAUUUUAUCGAACUUCAUGCUACAGGUACUGCGAAGGGCGACCCUACCGAAGUUAAUUGGGUCGGAGAGGAAUUUAGUCGUGAAGAUGAAGUGCUGAUAGGGAGCGUCAAAGGAAACAUUGGACAUACUGAGAUCGCCGCCUUCCUGGCAUCACUUUCGAAAGUUAUAUCCAUUUUCCGGUCACGCCAAAUCCCUCCCAAUGUCAACGUAAAGGAGCUGAAUCCCGCAAUACAGUGGCUCAAGUAUCAAUUACGCGUGCCACGAUCUCCAACUCCUCUUCCAUGUCACUCCGCGCGUGGCCCGUUGAUUGCUAUGUCUAGCUCUGGGAUCGGUGGAUCGAACGGGCACGCCGUCCUAGAAGGACCACCGACUCGCGGGUCCUUAGAUUCUCGUGCGGAGAUCAUGGCUGCACAGCCAAGUCUCCUAGUAUCUGCGGGGCUAUCUUCUCGUAGCACGGUCGCAUUUUCGGAAUCGAUCACCAACAUGGCAACUAGAAGUGCCUGCGAAGUGCCAGUCUUGUCCACGAUCCUCGGGCGUCGAUCUCGUUCCAUGACUUGGCGCUCCUUCGCGAUUGCCGAUUCGGCGUCUUUGGGGAAACUUCAAUUCUCCUCCCCUCAGCUCUGCCCCCGCGAGGCACGUCCCGUGGUGUUUGUAUUCUCAGGACAAGGGCCUCAGCACGAGCGCAUGGGAAGAGAGUUGUUCGAACGAUUCACCGUCUUCCGUCAUAGUGUUCUAGAGAUGGACAGGAUCUAUGAGACGUUGACAGGCAGUUCGAUGCUUCGUGACUAUGGUCUUUUCGAUGGCUGUGGAUCUCCAGGAAAGCUCAAGGACGUAUGGCCAAUAUCUCUCAUCUUGCCUUCCAUUGCGAUGUUCCAAAUAGCGCUCUUCGAUCUCUUGACGAGCUUCGGCAUGAAGCCUGACAUCAUUAUCGGCCAUUCUGCAGGAGAAACUGCCAUGCUUUACGCGUCCGGUGCCGCUCCGAAGGAGAUGGCCUUCGAGCUGGCCGUCAUUCGCGGACGUGCUUUCGCGCCUCUCGAAGCCCUCGGUGGUGGUAUGGCGGCCAUAUCAUGCGGGAAGGAAGACGCAGAGGAAAUCAUUGCCAGCGUACGCUCAGAACUCCCGGACAACAUCCUCGAAAUCGCCUGUUUCAAUUCACCCUCUGCCAUCGCCAUCGCGGGCCACGACAUCGCAAUCACACGGGCGCUGGAGCUCUGUCAGACUCGAGGUGUGUUCGGUCGCAAGAUCCGCACGAGCGUGCCCAUGCACUCGUCCAUGAUGGAGCGGUGUCGAGAAGACUACUGCAGAGAGCUCCGAGCACUGUUUGAGCGGUACCCUGGCCAGCACGUCCCACAGAUCCCGACGUACUCGACAUUGACAGGAGAGAGGUUGUCCGACUCGAUCGACGCCGACUACUUCUGGAGGAAUACGCGAUCGCCCGUACGGUUCACGCAAGCGAUGGAAAGGCUUACCGCGUCGCAGUCGUGCACAUUUGUAGAGAUUUCACCACAUCCUGUCCUGGUGUCCUACAUCUCAUCCAUGGCCGGCGACGGUAGCCCGGUCAUAUCAACGAUGCAUCGCGUGAAGCCAAACAUGCCGUCUGUGGAUCACGUCGAUCUAUUGAGGGUGUGCGGUGAGCUGACCGCCUCUGGGUUCAAUGGGGUCAAUUUUACCGCACUCAACAAUCGAGCCUGCUACGAAUGCGACGUCUCCCUUCCCGCCUAUCCAUUCUCGAAGAAGAGCUACGCACUCUAUCCGGACACGCCUGGAUAUGCGAAACAGAUGGAACCCCAUCUUGGACCACUGAACCACCGGUAUCUCAGAAUCAACAAGGAUACGCAUCCGGUCCUUGCAGAGCAUGUCAUCAGAGGAGAGCCAAUCAUGCCCGCGGCGGGAUUCAUCGAGAUGGCCAUCGAGUUUGGCGCCACUGCUCUUCUGCACGUUGACCUCAAGGCGAUUUUGUCCCUUUCAUCUGAGACCCCACCGGCGGUAGAAGUGGAGCUGAACUCGUCGUAUUGGAAAGUCCAAUCUGUCACGUCUCAUGAUUGGCACUCGGGCAAACAGCAGAAGCGCCUGCAUGCGGAUGGAUACUUGACGUUCGAGCCAUCUCAGCCUCUCAAAGAUAUAGAUAUUGCCACAAUCCGACAGCGAUGCAAAAACCAUGUGGGCUCAUGUACGCAGUUUUGGGGCUGUAUGACAGGUUCAAUACUGAAUGGCGGAUUCUGUACAGCGUUCUACUCGUCUCUCUCAUACUUCUCUGCCUACGGCCCCCGACUGCGUCGCGUGACGAACGUCUAUUACAGCGAGAAAGAAGCUCUCGUCUCCAUCAAAGGGAUGGAUAAUGCACUGAAGCAGCCUUUCAACGGCAACUAUGAUCAGAAUGCGUAUUACCUUCCUGCACACGUCGAUGCAGUCCUCCUCCACCGCAAUCUUGCUGAGGAACAGCUGCCGCAUCAUCUCUAUGCGCAUGUCGUCCUCAAAGAAUGGUGGCCAGUGGCUAAACAUCACAUCGAUCCAUUACCCGCCGUGCAACGGCCUCUACACCUUAUCUAUCAGCCUGCAUUCUUUGCCCCACAGCAACCAACCCCUGCUUCCCUAUCGUGCAAUGAUCCGCUGCGAAUCAAGCUGGAUACGAUUAACUGUUAUGUGAGCUGGUUAGCCUGUGCAUCAGUGCUUGGUUGCUAA